GAAUUAUUGGAAUCAUCCGGGAUGUUUUGAUCUUUGAAUCCGAUCAUAUUAUUUACCUGGAUAUUCUAUCACGAGAUUUACGUAGGCAUUAUAGGUAGCUAUUCCAGUUCCUGUAUGUGCAUCAGAACAAAAUGGAUAAGGCAUUUCCAGAAUCUCCAUUGAAAACACUGCUGGCCAGUCCAUCUCCAAGGUCGUCAUCUAUAAGUAGUUCACAGCAAUUUUCAAAGCUUCCACCACAAUGCAACAUAGUAAUGCAAGCACCAAUUCCGACAGGUCCUCAGGAAGCGAUCAACUCCGUGCAAGUGAAAAACUGCGUGGCAACGGUGAGCCUCGGUUGUGAAUUAAAUUUACAAACCAUAAACUUCCGUACGCGAAACUCUGAAUACAAUCCAUCGCGUUUCCACGGAGUGGUCAUGCGAAUUCGCGAUCCCCGGUGUACGGCACUGGUGUUCCGUUCGGGGAAAAUCGUUUGCACCGGAGCGCGUAACGAAAGUGAUGCAAAUCUGGCUGCUCGCAAAUUUGCCCGGAUCAUUCAGAAGAUCGGCUACAAUGUACGAUUUCUAGAGUUCAAAGUGCAAAAUCUAGUCGCGACCGUGGACCUGCGAUUCCCCAUCAGGUUGGAAAACUUGAAUCAAGUGCACGGUCAGUUUAGCUCAUAUGAACCGGAACUGUUUCCGGGGCUGAUCUACCGGAUGGUAAAGCCACGCGUGGUGCUGCUUAUCUUCGUCAACGGGAAAAUUGUAUUUACAGGGGCCAAAUCGGAACGGGAAAUUACCGAUAGCUUAGAAAACAUUUAUCCUAUUUUGCAGAGUUUUCGGAAAAACUAACAUUUGUUUUUGGGUUCCGAGAUCUUGUUUCAUACAUUAUCUUUAGGAUUGCAUAUAAGUAUAUUAGGAUAGAUUGUAGAACGUGUUUACACGAGUUUUUUUUUUGCACUUUAUGUACAAGGCAUUUUAAUUUGUAUAACUGUGCACAAAUUUAUAAAAUAAAGACAGUGAGUAU
Messenger RNA from Topomyia yanbarensis, 1002 nucleotides. Its product is annotated as TBP-related factor. The transcript has 4 exons. Gene Ontology annotation, molecular function: DNA binding; RNA polymerase II general transcription initiation factor activity. Bases 132 to 827 code for a protein of 231 amino acids. The record is from RefSeq and is a predicted model, not a curated record. Gene Ontology annotation, biological process: DNA-templated transcription initiation. NCBI's taxonomy places the organism in Eukaryota, Metazoa, Arthropoda, Insecta, Diptera, Culicidae.